Messenger RNA from Zingiber officinale, 728 nucleotides. RefSeq lists its product as uncharacterized. NCBI's taxonomy places the organism in Eukaryota, Viridiplantae, Streptophyta, Magnoliopsida, Zingiberales, Zingiberaceae. The coding region runs from base 142 to 510 and encodes 122 amino acids. The transcript has 3 exons. Gene Ontology annotation, molecular function: proton transmembrane transporter activity. The record is from RefSeq and is a predicted model, not a curated record. Gene Ontology annotation, biological process: proton motive force-driven ATP synthesis.
CCAAAUUGCGCACGAUGAGCCCUAGCACUCGAAAUCACCAAACUACCCCCCUUGGACUGGAUGAAUAAAUUCCGGAUGUCUUGAUCGAAAUCGUUGCGGUUGCUCUCCACUCUGCGAUUUCUUCCCUCCGGAGUCGUUACGAUGGCGGCGAGACUGCAGCAGCUGCGAUCGAAGGCUGUGCAAGCUUCUGGGUUUGUGUGUAAGCACGGAGGCGCUUACUACAAGGAGCUUCUGGAGAAGAACAAACAUCACAUUGUGCAGCCGCCGACCAUCGAAAAGUGCCAAGAAUUGUCAAAGCAGCUCUUUUACACCCGUCUUGCGAGCAUCCCUGGUCGCUAUGAGUCAUUCUGGAAGGAGCUUGAUGGAGUUAAGAACAUAUGGCGAAACAGAAAAGAUCUCAAAGUCGAGGAUGCUGGAAUUGCAGCAUUAUUUGGGCUCGAGUUGUAUGCGUGGUUCUGUGUGGGCGAGAUAGCGGGAAGAGGAUUUACUUUCACUGGUUACUACGUCUAAAAUCUAAAACUAGGUCUGUCUUUUAAGGUUUUUGCUGGCGGAUAAUGGGUUUUUCUUUCAUCACAAUUUUUGAUUUUGCCCACCUAAAUUCAUCAAGCUGCGAGUCAGCUAGACAAAAUUGUAAGUGGAAUAAUUUGGAGGCUUACUUCCCAUCUCAGUCAACUAUGUGCUCUUGCUUUGAGCCAGAUGAAGGAAACUAUUAUCGAGAAGGUUGUAAA